Molecule: messenger RNA, 1523 nt
Organism: Aplysia californica (California sea hare)
Lineage: Eukaryota; Metazoa; Mollusca; Gastropoda; Aplysiida; Aplysiidae
Product: zwei Ig domain protein zig-8
Biological process (GO): synapse organization
Cellular component (GO): neuron projection membrane
Source: RefSeq, a predicted model, not a curated record
CUUUCUUUCUUUCUACCUUUCUUUCUUUCUGCUUUUCAAUCUUCUUUCUUUCUUCCUUUCUUCAAUUCUAUCUUUCUCCCUUGUGGCCACAAGUGAUUGUAGGGAUUAUUCAAUCUCAUUAUAGAACAGUCAGGGUAUUUAACUCUGCGGGGAGAGAAGAAUCGAGGCGUAAAAUAUACAGCCCUUCGGGACCCACGAAAUUGACUGUUAUAGAUGGUCGGGCCACCUUUAUCGACCCAUCCUUCGUCUGUUACGGGCUUCGAUUACCAUUAAAAUGAAAAAAAAUAGAGAGAGAUCAAUAGAAUUCACCAUCAUCCAGACGAAAUCAAAGCUAUGAAUAAUUUGCAAGGGAAUGUAUACUGAAAGAAAGAGUAAGUUGCCUGAUCUUAUUGUGGUCAAGGUUGUUGUUGUUGUUGCUGUUGUUGUUUUUGUUAUUAUUGUUGUUGUGGUCGUCGUCGUGUUGUUAUUGUUGUUGCUGUUGUUGUUGUUGUUGUUGUUUUUCGCACAAUGUAAUUGUCAAUAAUGAUCUCCUCAGGUUCGUAUGAUAGGCUUCACAGAGGAAAUGCCAUAGAUGCCCUGUACUUUCGUCCCACUUCCUUUAAAAAUAGUUUUGGGGGAAACUUGAAGCGGUGAAAGUCGAAGAUAAAAGAACUCUACUUUCAGCAUGCUUUCGGGAUAUAAUGUGUGGAGAUUUAUGCCAAAAACGUGUAUUAUAUCCUUUUUGUCUCUCUUUCAGUGAUCUCUGAGUAGGUGUGUUUCUUCUCGACUACUGGAGGUUACGGAGCAUGCAUACACCUGUGCUAUAGAAGAAUACAUAAAAUUACAUGCCAGCUUUCUGGGCGUUUUAAAGGAAACUUAAACGUUUUUCAUGGAUUAUACUGCGUGUGCAUCUAAGUGUUUCUAUGUGAGCUGUAACAACUAAUGAGAAGUUUGAAGUGUUUAGACAGUGCCAAGGAACACCUGUCCCGAGAACAAUAACGACUAUAGCAGUCUGUUCAUAGAGUUUGCGAGGGUAAAAAUAAAGUAUAGAAGAAGACUUACCUCACACCCUACCCAACUUUGAACCACAGGUACCGUCGUUGUGGUCAAAGACAUGCAUAUGGCGCUCACAUGACAAAAUUGUGUAGUUAGUGCCGUAAAACAUAUACUUAAACAACCAAAUAAACAAACAAACAAACAAAAGACAUGCACUGGAUGGAGACACAACCAUGUCCUGGAUUACUCACGGCCUGACCCUACUCAAUCCGGAGAUUUUCUGUGCCUGGACUUUGCUCUCGCUGCUGCUGCACACCCUCGCCCUGAGUGGCAUGGAGGUGGAGGCUGGGCUCGCCGACGGCUUGGUCAAGAAGAACGUUACAAAGGUCAGCAGCAGCAACUCAGGUACGAGAAUGGUCAGCGACGAGCAGCAGGAGGGGGAAGAGGAGGAUGCCCCUUACUUCCUCAACACUCAGCGAUUUAUCAGCGUCUUCAGGGGGAAGAUGGCGAUCCUUCCGUGCUCGGUGAAACACCUGGGCAAGCGACAG